ACAAGCGUGUGUCAUUUUGUAUUAUUUUUUCUUGUGGUGUUUAUCGUUGUUUUGAGCGAACAGAUAUCUCUUUCAAGAGAAGAUAGUGAUAAGUUGCUAUUUAUUUCUCGGUCAACAUUACUACAUGAACAUUUAGUGGAGCUGAAGGGUAGUUCCAGAUUCAACACGUUCAAGCUGCAGCGGCCGAACGAUAAUAAACCUGCUAAACUAGCUAAAGCUCAUCAGGAAGUUUUGCGCCCGAUGCAGGGCAAGAUGAAGACUGAUGUCAAUGGUGGACUCAAACAACAGACACGAAUAACAAAGCACCAAAAACAGGUGGCGGAUUUUAACAUUGCUCAUUUCAAUAAAUUAAACGAAGAAAAGUUGAAAGAUGGAGAGAUCGUGACGUACAACCCCGGUGACAAGGCCCCCGCAUUUAGUCUGAUAACAUUAGACGGCGUGCUAGAAUUCCCUAACAAGGAACUGUUAAACAAGAGCUUGAUGUUUCACGUGUAUGAUCCAGAUGUGGGGUUCAUGGACUGUCUGUGGAAUUCCUUCGUGGCGUUAAUCACACCACUCUCCAAACUACCUAACAACACUCAUGUUAUAUUUCUGUCUGAUGUGCCUCUCAAAGACGGUUUUUCAACUGCGCUGUGGAUGAAACAACAGAUAGUGCGGGGUUUUCAAUCUAUGUCCAGUUCGGUUAGCUUCAGUGAUAUUUCCAGUCGGCUUCAUUUUGUUGUUAGCCCUGUGAAGGGUUUAGGGAAUUGGAUACCCAGUGUACUAAAGGAAUGGAUGUGUGUAGAUCACAACUGUGGCUAUUCCCAAGUGGUUGUUCAGUCGCCAGAUAUCAGUGGUGCCAUAGUUUCCGAACGACUGGAUGCUCGUUAUGAUUGGCUGCCUUCUCCUGAGUCCAUCUUCCCAAACAAGACUGCUAUAGCCCUGACAGAUGCAGGCAGUGGUUGUCUCCCCUCACCCGCUGUCAAUGGUAGUGUGGCCUAUGUGACCUCAGGUGGCUGCUCAUUCUUCACUAAGGUGGCUGCCAUGCAGAAAUCAGGGGCUAUAGGUGUGUUGGUGACCUCUUUUGUCCCAGGGCACCUCAAGGACAUGAACUGUGAGGGAGAAGAGUGUAGCAUCCCUCUAAGGAUCCCAGCCAGUAUGGUGCUCGGGACACCAAGCCUGAUAGGAGACAAGAAGAAGACUGUGUAUUUCCAGACCACGCCAUCAGACAAUUACCAUUUUGCAAUCGACAGUGAGGGGCGUCUCGCCGAGUCAGGCUGGUGGCUGUAUCCAUCGUUCAAGUUCCUCGUGUGGGAAGCUCAGUGGUUAAACUACAAGACUGAGCUGAGUGGCCGGCUGGAUGAGGCCUCCCUGGUGGUCCCUGUGUUCAGCAGUCAGGUGAUGCAGGGUCAGGCAGGUGUGGUGGCUAAUGUCACACUGCCUUCCAUGGAAAAGAUGAGGCAGUAUGGGAAGGUGGAGCUGGACAUGUCACUAUCCUGCCCAGGCACUCGGGACACCAGCUGUGCCCACUGGGAUCACACCAUUCAGCUGUUUGUGUGUUGUCUAGGGAGACCGCCCCAGUUCUGCGAGCUGGAGAUUGGCCGCUGGAUCUCGCCAUUCAGAAGACGAGUGGGUCGUUGGUUGACGGACAUCACCCCACUUCUUCCUUUGUUAGAUGGGCCCUCCUGCACAUUCACAAUGAAAACAGCUCCCUGGGCAUUGCCAUGGAUACCAUCUCUUAACCUGAGAUUUUCACAGCCUAAAACCCAAGGAGUGUACCCAGCCUCUGUUCUGCCGUUGUAUCAUCCAGGAGCCACUUUUGAUAAGAAAUACAACUCCAACUUCCAGCCAAUUCAAUUCACAGUACCUCAGGAUACUAAAAAGGUGUUGAUUUACUCAGUGAUCACAGGUCAUGGCAGUGAUGAGAACGGGUGUGGAGAGUUCUGUGUUACCUCCCAUCACUUCAAUGUGAACAACAUCACCACCAACAUCACCUUUGAUAAUGCAGGCACACCCGAGGGUUGUGCUGAUCAUGUACCUGCUGGAGUGAUCCCUAACGAGCAUGGCACCUGGCUGUACGGCCGUGAUGGCUGGUGUGACGGACAGCAGGUGGACAGCUGGCGGAUCGACAUCACCAACCAUGUGACCACAAAUUCAUACAACCGCUUGCAGUAUUACGGGUGGUUUAACGGCACUGAUCCCAACCCUAAGGAAAACCCUGGCAUCAUAAUCCUGUGGUCCUAUCUGGUCUACUAUAAACCAUUCUCCUGAUCAGAGGAAAACGGAGGAGAGUAUGCACCAUUCCCCGUCAGGUGGAAGAGUAUUUAGUGCUUUUGUGAAAGUAAUAGUGGAUAUAAAACUAGACCUGUAUGUGUGAAAGUUAUAAUGAGGGUUCUUGAGAGUUCGUCUGUUAGUGGAUAAAUGGACAUACUUGUACUUUUCAGAACCAUUUACAGAAAAUGUUAAUUGUACAAAUGUCUUAUGUACUGCAGGAUAGUACUAUAAGUACAGUGGUCUUCUGUUUUAUUUAGUUGUGUGGAAUUCUUUUUUCAAACAUGAUACUUAACACACAAAAAAGUGCUAUAUUAUUGUGAAAGUUUCUCACAUGUGUUUAUUGUUAUUUGCUCGUGUAGUUUUCUAAUAUAAACAUUGUUUCUUUGAAGAAUCCUUGCCAUGCGGUGAUGCAGGCUGUGUACAUGUUGACUUCCACCCCAACCAAGAAAAGACUGUGAUAAAUGACAAUUUGUGCAUUGACAGUUCCAAUAAUUUUUCUCCAGUAAAUGUAUACAAGGCUAUUCAAGGAGAUACACCAAUGAUGAUUUCGAAUUUAUUGUUUCAUGCUGACUGGUAAUGAUCCUGUGGACAUUUUGUUGACUAAUUUAUAAAUGUAAUCAUUGAUGAAGACGACAUUUGCCGAGGCCAUGUUUCAGUGCUGAACUGUGAAUUCUAGGUUUAUUUUGCAUCGGUUGUGAACGUAAUGUGAUUUCGUCUUAAUAGGAAUGCAUGUAAGUUGAAGACUGUUAACUUGAUUUCAUGUAGUUUUUAUCUUUAAUGCACUAAAAGUUAAGUCAUACUUAAAAUCUUAGUACUAGUCCUGUUUUGAGAUAGGUACAGAUGAUAUUUUAGAAGUGGAUUAAGUAACAGUAUUACCGUUAAUAGAGAUUACACUUUCUGAAUACAGCACAGAUUCUAGUGCUGAAAUUUGGCUGAGACCAACAGGCCUUCCACAAAAAUAGAAGAUAGAUGACCAGUAUGCUUUACAGCGAACAUGCAUUACCAUGGUUGAGUGAUCUAGACAGUUGACAUGUAUUGCUGUCGAUUUGGUGCCUGACUCUGAGGUCACUGGUUCGAAACCUGCGGUGGUCUCAGCCAAAUUUUAGCACUAGAAUCUGUGCUAUUUUCAGAAAGUGUAAUCCCUAUUAAUGAUAAUACUGUCAGUCUUGUUUUCAUGCAUUACUGUGGUUUGCUACUACCAGCCUUAAUACUUAAUGGUAUCUUAACAUCUCUUAACAUCUGAUCCAAGGAGCUUAAAAUUUGACCAGGUGUUUUAUUGUUGUGUUUCUGAGUACCAGGUAGUUUGUGGCAAUCAGAAAUUAGGGCCUAUCCACCAGUAUCCAACUUAAUAGUGUGAUGGACAAGCCUAUGUCAUUGAUAUAUUGGUACAUUAUUGAUGUAUAAGUUACCAAAAAAGGUAAGAGCUUAGCUUGUCAUGUACCGGUAUGCAGUUUAUGAAAACUUGAAGUGGCAAAUUUGUACAAGAAUUUAAGAAUUUAUUGAUCAAAAUAUUGCUGUAGAUAUGUAUAUAUAUAUUUAGGCCUAUUUCAGAUGUUAUAUGGAAAAUGUUAAAAUUUAUAAUAAAAUGGUAAAUGUC
Messenger RNA from Liolophura sinensis, 3850 nucleotides. RefSeq lists its product as uncharacterized. NCBI's taxonomy places the organism in Eukaryota, Metazoa, Mollusca, Polyplacophora, Chitonida, Chitonidae. The record is from RefSeq and is a predicted model, not a curated record. Bases 241 to 2250 code for a protein of 669 amino acids. The transcript has 11 exons. Gene Ontology annotation, molecular function: oxidoreductase activity, acting on paired donors, with incorporation or reduction of molecular oxygen, reduced ascorbate as one donor, and incorporation of one atom of oxygen.